Molecule: messenger RNA, 1699 nt
Organism: Contarinia nasturtii (swede midge)
Lineage: Eukaryota; Metazoa; Arthropoda; Insecta; Diptera; Cecidomyiidae
Product: gastrula zinc finger protein XlCGF46.1-like
Exons: 8
Coding region: 36-1625 (529 amino acids)
Biological process (GO): regulation of transcription by RNA polymerase II
Cellular component (GO): nucleus
Molecular function (GO): zinc ion binding; DNA-binding transcription factor activity; RNA polymerase II cis-regulatory region sequence-specific DNA binding
Source: RefSeq, a predicted model, not a curated record
AAUUGUCGUCGAAAUAAAUUAUAAGUUUAAGCAAAAUGUUUUCGUUUUGUCGUUUAUGUGCAAAAUGGAUGGAUAGAACGGAUUUAUUUACAGAAUUAUCUGAAUUGCAGUCAAAACUUGUCUUCUGUUGUAGCUGGAAACCAUCGCAAAAUGAAGAAAAAAUGCCUAAAAAAGUAUGCAAUUCAUGCGUUGAGAAGCUGGAAAGUUGUUGGAAUUUUAUCGAAUCUAUUUGGGCUGCCGAGAAACAACUCAAUAAACUCAUAUUUGAACCAGUCGAAAUAAGCACCAUAGAAGUUACUCCAUAUUUGCAAGAGGUAAAAAACGAAACGACGAUGCCAAAGCUUAAAGAAUUCUCAAUAUCAUUGGAAAGGAUAAAAAUACCCUUCGAUAACGAUAACAGUGCUGAAACAAACAGUAUUCAAGCUGAUGAUUUUAAUAUAUUUGAUGAUGAUGUCUUUGGUGAACCGAUAAAGUACUCAGAUACUGAAAGCGUUGAACCAAAUAAAGGCGAUAAGAAAGAAAAUGCCAAAAAGAAGACAAAAAAUAGAAAAAGGCAACAAGAUCGAUUUCUUGCUAAUAUUUCACCGGAAGAUUGUCUUAAUAGCGGGAUUGUAAGCGAUAUUGGUAUUAAGAAACUAGAGGAACUACUUCCAGACAUGAAAACAAUAUCAUGGAAUGACAUUCAAUACAAAUGUGAAAAAUGUGAUCGAAACUUCAUAGGGCAGACUAAUUUUUAUGUACAUAUUCGUGCAAUUCAUUCGGAAGAACUUAUGUCCUUUGAUGUACCAUGUUUUUACUGCAAUUGCAACUCAAAACAUCGACGUGAUAAUGCACUCAAUAAACAUAUAGCUAGUAAACAUUUCAUACAUUUGAAAUAUCGAUGCGCACAUUGUCCUGACUAUUUUUGGAAUAGAAUCGAAUUGACGAAACAUCAAAAAAUGCACACAAACCUUGAAUUUACAUGCGAAUUAUGUGGUCAAGUUUUUGCAAGUCGAAGCAUUUUUUAUGCCCAUAUAACACUGAAUCAUUUUAAGAAAAAGAAACCGGAGUUGGACGAAAAGUAUAUAUGCGAUAUUUGUAAAAAGGAAUUCACAACAAAAGGAGGCGUCAGGAAUCACAUGCUAUUACAUACAAAAAAAUUCGAUUAUGUGUGCCAUCAGUGUGGAUGGAAAUUUAAAGCCAAAGGUAAUCUCAAGGAGCAUCUCAAUAGCGCACACACAACUGUAAGAGCCUUCAAAUGCAUGUGCGGCAAAAGGUUUAAAACGAAGCAUCAAUUGAAUAACCACGCCAAGCAUCAUGAACCGAUUGAUGACGUCAAAAAUUUUGUAUGUGAAGUUUGUGGCCGAAAAUUCCGACGACCUUACACACUAAAUGUCCAUAUGCGGAGCCACACCAAUACUUGUCCUUAUACUUGUCGAUUCUGCGGAAAGAGCUUCCGUCACAAUAUCACUUUACGGACUCAUGAACGAGCGCACACAGAUGACAAACCAUAUCCAUGCCCAAUUUGCGAAUACAGAUCAACUGCAAAAGGAAAUUUAAACAAGCAUAUGAUGCGCGUUCAUUCUAUUGACUAUCGAAAUCACCUUAAUUAUCCGGAGGACAAAAUUCAUCAGGAUACAGUUUAACUCGAAUAUUUUCUUAGUAGCCUUAAUUUCACUUUUGACAGUCAUCAUAAAUUUUAUGUCUUGACAAUGGAAAA